AAGUGGAAACGCCCUGAAAGCCAUACACGACACAGAGUCGUACUGAUCAAAGCCAAUCCAUACCUACUCGGUAACGAACACAAACCCCUUACAUUACUUUGAUAGGGUAUUAUAAAGAGUGGUUACGUGUACGUAGCUUAGCUAUACAAUUUGCAACUACUUGAAGCCGCCGACCUUUUCACGUGUGCACACUCCGUGCUCAUGGAUGUUUUAGAAGACUACGUUUCUCCUCCAUCUCUCCCUAGGCCUCUUGACGGCAGCCCGGACGUUACGGCGGUGGCCCGCGCCAAUGGCAUCAGUGGUUUAGUCGCCCACAAACUUAGGAACUAUUUACGGCAGAAGGCUCUGAAGAUGGACGCGUUCAUUGCGGAAUUAGUGAAGGCGUCCGAGUACUUCGGCGCCAAGCACGUGCAAGAGGCGCUGAUGACCACGCUUGGCAUCGACGCCUUGGAGUCGAGCACACUCGUUCGUGUUCUUGUCCCCAAGGACAUCAACAAGCGCCGGAACAGUAACGCCUCAUCUGGAAGUGAGCCUUCCACAACCAGGCAAGCGCCCACGUCCUUGUCCUCCACCAUACCAUUGAAGUACCAGGUGGUCGUUAAGAAGGUUUCGAAGCCCGACGCCAUCAAGAUCAACAAGUGGUACACGUGCGGGUUCCUUAUCAUUGGGGUUAAAUGGGACACCCUGUCGUCCGCACUGGCGAAGAAGGACAAGGUUAAGGUGAAGGAGACAACCGACAUCGUUGACCUUCGGUACUUGGGGAAGCAGUGGAUGGCGGCGCUCUUCCGGUCACUGACUGGAGACAGCCUCUCGAAGGUUCAGCAGACAGACAAGGCUAUGUACGACGCUGUCUAUGACGCCUUGAAGGCGAAGCUGCAAAACGCGAUGGCAAACCACCAGUCAGAGAAGAAGAAGUCGGACUUCUUCAAGGCCAUCGGACUGAUGCCUGCAGACAAGGCUCAGCUCGAGAGCGUGACGACCUUGGACACCAUCCGUGCAACCUCCCUCUUCAAGAAGUGGGUGACUGACCAUGUCGAGGUCAGCACUCAGCCAGCAGGUCAGGAACGCAAGAAGAGCAACCUGACGGCUGCAACGGAGGGCCAGGCCGACAUGAUGGAGAUGCAGCAGGAGCCCCUCGGCCAGAAGAGCAGCCGCCAGGAUAGGGAUGAGGGAGAUGAUGGGGACUUGGGCGGGGAGGACGAGGGCGAGGGUGGGGAGGAUGAGGGUGGGGAGUACAGGGGCUGGCCAUACGAGGGCGGGGAUUACAUGGGUGGGGAGGAAGCGGACUGGGGGGACGAGGGAGGGGAGGACGAGGGAGGGGAGGAUGGCGAGGGGACGGGGGGCAAAGUCCUGCUCAAGGAGUACGGCAGAACCAAGAGCCAGAAGGAGAGCAAGUUCGUGCCUCAACCAACUGGACACCGCAAGGUCCCGGUGAACAGAGAGCAUGAGAAAGGGGCAUUGGAUGCCAGGGGGCGGUCCACGUGCAUGAGGCAACCUUCGGCUAAGGCUCGGGAGAGUCAAGAAGCUGUGGCCAUGGUGGCGCCUGCUCGCAUCAAGCGUCCACGCAAGGAAACCCCACCAGUGUUGCCGGAGGACCCCUCGGCUUUUGGGCCUGUAGCGGCCGCGCCGCGGCAGGCGGCACCCAGCAGCAGCCCAAGAAUUUUGCGUUUGGGGGAACCGCUGGAUGGACACACCGGGGCGCCCAGGAUCGUUUAG
Volvox carteri f. nagariensis is the source of this 1716-nucleotide messenger RNA. RefSeq lists its product as uncharacterized. The coding region runs from base 202 to 1716 and encodes 504 amino acids. The transcript is spliced from 7 exons. Lineage: Eukaryota; Viridiplantae; Chlorophyta; Chlorophyceae; Chlamydomonadales; Volvocaceae. The record is from RefSeq and is a predicted model, not a curated record.